GCAAGGCGCGUGCGCUGUGUGGCGCGAGCGCGCGGAUGGCCGUUUUUUUUCCCUUCCUCGUCACGCACGGAGGCGGCCGGGGAGCGCUCUUGACUGGGCAGGUGAAAAGCAAAGUGGGGCGCCCCUCCCCUUCCGUUUUUCUGGGGUCUUGGGGUUCAGCCUUAAGUUGGUUGCGACACCUCUGUUAGCUCUGGAGAUCGAGGGACAGCCCUCCGCAAGCUUCCCGGAGCAACUGAAAUGAAGUGAGAGAAGAGGAUCCCCUUCGUGGGCACCGCUGAGCCUGCUUAGCAAUGAUUUUCAGCUGGGAUGCGAGUUCCACUAAGCUAGAAAUACAGCUGACUGAAUGACAGACGCAGAUUGUAAUCCGACUUCUGAAGUAUAAGUGGUAUCUGCAAAGAAUCUCCCUUUCUCAUUAAGGAAGAAUACUACAGCAGGAAUUUGCAGUUUAUUAACUCCAAGUCUUAAUAACAUAUUGGGACACUGUUAUGAGAACAUCUUUUCAUACCCUGGUGAUUGUCCUAUAUGUUGUAUAGUUGCUAAUAUAUUCAUUCAGAAUGUGAAUUGAUGGAAGAAGAUGUUUUGUUAAACAUGUGUGAAGGUAAUUCGUUUCAUGUUCGUUACAGGAUCAUGCUGCAGCUAUGUAAGGCAACAUAGAGAAGUUCACAAAAGAAGUUGGAGUCCCUUUGCACCUUCUAUUUGAUCACAUGUUUUCGUUAAAUCCAAAGCUGAUCCAAGGAAAAGAUGCUGUUUUUAAGAAGUGCAGACUUGUACUACAUUUAUGUCUUCAAACCCAAAGCACUGCAGAGAAUGGAAGCAUCAUGCCUGGAGCUUGCCUUGGAAGGGGAACGCUUAUGUAAAGCAGGGGAUUGUCGAGCUGGGGUAUCUUUCUUUGAAGCUGCAGUUCAGGUUGGAACUGAAGACUUAAAAACACUCAGUGCUAUUUAUAGCCAGUUGGGCAAUGCCUAUUUCUACUUGCAUGAAUACGCAAAAGCUUUGGAAUAUCAUCACCAUGAUUUAACUCUUGCAAGAACAAUUGGGGAUCAGCUAGGAGAAGCUAAAGCUAGUGGCAACUUGGGAAAUACCUUAAAGGUCCUUGGGAAUUUUGAAGAAGCAAUUGUCUGCUGUCAGAGGCACCUUGAUAUUUCAAGAGAUUUAAAUGAUAAGGUGGGAGAAGCAAGAGCUCUGUAUAAUCUUGGAAAUGUAUAUCACUCCAAGGGUAAAAGUGUUGCCUGUGCAGGUACCCAUGAUCCAGGGGAAUUUCCAGAUGAUGUUAAGACUGCAUUGCGGAAAGCUGCAGAUUAUUACGAGGAAAACUUGACAAUCGUAACAGACCUGGGGGAUAGAGCUGCCCAAGGACGUGCCUAUGGAAACUUGGGGAAUACGCAUUAUCUUCUGGGCAACUUCCGAAGUGCUGUUACUGCCCAUGAACAGCGCCUUCUAAUUGCAAAAGAAUUUGGUGAUAGAGCUGCAGAAAGAAGAGCCUACAGUAAUCUUGGAAAUGCCUAUAUUUUCCUUGGAGAGUUUGAAACUGCUGCUGAAUAUUACAAGAAGACACUGCAGCUUGCAAGGCAACUUAAAGAUAGGGCUGUGGAAGCACAGGCAUGUUACAGCCUUGGAAAUACAUAUACCUUACUUCAGGACUAUGAGAAGGCCAUAGAUUAUCAUCUGAAACACUUAGCAAUUGCUGAAGAACUAAAUGAUAGAAUUGGUGAAGGAAGAGCAUGCUGGAGUUUAGGGAAUGCAUGCACAGCUUUGGGGAACCAUGAUCAAGCUAUGCAUUAUGCAGAAAAACAUUUAGAUAUUUCAAGAGAGGUUGGAGAUAAGACUGGAGAAUUAACAGCUAAACUUAAUCUCUCAGAUCUUCAAAUGGUACUUGGUCUUAGUUUCAGCACAAACAACUCAAUGAUGACUGAAAAUCAGAUUCCAGAUUAUAACUUAAAUGGCACUAGACAGAGAAUAGGACGUCGCCAUAGUAUGGAAAAGAUGGAACUUAUGAAACUAACACCUGAGAAGGUUCAGGAUUGGAACAGUGAAAUUCUAGCCAAACAGAAACAAUUAGUUCCCAAACCUUCAGCAAAACUACACUUUGUAAAUCGAUUAAAAGGCAAAAAAUACAAAAAUAUUACUUCUUCUAAAGUUCUCCAGGAUGCUAGUAAUUCUAUUGACCAUCGACUAAAUUCACAGAAGAAAAGCAGCUUAGAUGUCCCUGGAGAUGAAGGAUUUUUUGACUUGUUGAGCCGAUUUCAGAGCAACCGUAUGGAUGAUCAACGAUAUUGUUUCCAGGAAAGGAAUAGACUGACAGUGACAGCUUCUUCCACACCAUCCAGAAUUAUGAAAAAAUCCUUUUCUGCUUCGAUGCUCUCUCCCCAUACAGAUGAAUUUUUAGAUAUGCUUGCUAGUUCUCAGAGUAGACGUUUAGAUGAUCAGCGAGCCAGUGCCAGCAAUUUACCUGGACUUCGUCUGAAUCAGCAUAAUAGCCAAUCAGUCCUUGGUCACCUGAUGGCCAGCAGCAACAGUGAACCAGAUGAUGACUUCUUUGAUAUAUUAAUAAAAUGCCAGGGCUCUAGAUUAGAUGACCAGAGAUGUGAACCACCACCAAACAUUCCAAAAGGGCCAACUGUUCCUGAUGAAGAUUUCUUCAGCCUUAUUUUGAGAUCGCAGGGGAAGAGAAUGGAUGAACAGAGAGUCUUUCCACCCUCUAGUUUGAAGAGGCCAAAUUCUACCUAAUGGACUUAAGAUCAUGCGAAAGAACAAGGGAUGAUUAUGUAAUGCUGUAGCAGAUAGUUUACAUAUAAUGCCUUCAGGGGAAAAAUAUACAUUGAAAAUGUUCAGAGUUACUUAUGUACAUUUACAUAGGAUACGGUACAGUUAUUACUACCACUGCUUAAAAUCAGAUAUUGAGUACUGGUUGUAGAAAGUCAGCUGUAUAGUGUUUUGCUUCCAUACUGUCUUUCUUUCUUUUCGUCUCUCUUUCUGUAGAUAUACUGUUUUCCUUUAUUAAUGGUGACUAUGCUUAAGGUACUUUUGUUAUAAGCUUAGGACAAAUUUUCCUGCUAAAAUAUGUAAACUGUAGAAAUCAAGUUGUUUUUCUAACUUUUACAUAUUACAGAAGGUUUUAAAAUGAACAGUAUUAUAGUGGUUUUUAAAAAAAACAAACAAGAAUAAAUCUUUUAAUACUGUUGUAUUUUUUU
Molecule: messenger RNA, 3191 nt
Organism: Python bivittatus (Burmese python)
Lineage: Eukaryota; Metazoa; Chordata; Lepidosauria; Squamata; Pythonidae
Source: RefSeq, a predicted model, not a curated record